Molecule: messenger RNA, 594 nt
Organism: Conger conger (European conger)
Lineage: Eukaryota; Metazoa; Chordata; Actinopteri; Anguilliformes; Congridae
Product: protein lin-28 homolog A-like
Exons: 4
Coding region: 1-594 (197 amino acids)
Molecular function (GO): nucleic acid binding; zinc ion binding
Source: RefSeq, a predicted model, not a curated record
AUGGGCUCGGUUUCCAACCAGCAAUUUACAGGGGGGUGUUCCAAGGCAGACGAAGAGGAAUCGACGAGCGCUAAAGAGGACCCAGGCCCCUUCCACGGCAGCGGUGUGUGCAAAUGGUUCAACGUGCGAAUGGGGUUCGGAUUUCUGUCCAUGAUGAGCAGAGAGGGGACCCCCCUAGAGACGCCUGUAGACGUGUUCGUUCAUCAGAGCAAGCUGCACAUGGAGGGUUUCCGCAGCCUGAAAGAGGGUGAGGCCGUGGACUUCACCUUUAAGAAGUCGCCCAAAGGCCUGGAGUCCGUGCGGGUGACUGGGCCUGGAGGGGGGCCCUGCACGGGCAGCGAGAGGAGGCCCAAGAGCGUCCAGAAACGCCGCUCCAAAGGAGACAGGUGUUACAACUGUGGAGGGCCAGACCACCAUGCCAAGGAGUGCAAUCUGCCCCCUCAACCAAAGAAGUGCCACUUUUGCCAGAGCAUCUCCCAUAUGGUGGCCAACUGUCCGACCAAAGCACAGCAAUCAUCGCCCGUUUCCCAGGGGAAGCCUGCUUCCUUAGAGGGCGGGGACGAAGGAGAUCAGGGCCACACCCCCUUGCCCUGA